CCGCUGACAGCUGGCACGCCGUGACAGAGGCAGUCCCGAGUAAUGCCUUCGGCCGUUCAUAACGCAGUCGGAGCAACGCGUCGCAUGAAAUGCAGUGCAGACUGCCCAUCGUGGUGAUGGCUACUCCAGGCUACGUGGAGGAGCUGCAGCAGCCCACGCAGCAGCCAGGGGGCGCUCUGGGCGUGACUCCCGGCCAGCCGCCGGCCCCUCCCACUUCCACCCCUCCUGCCCCGCCCCCCUUCCUGGCCGAACUGCAGACGGCAGUCACGCCCCCGCCCGUCACAGCCACUGCCCCUCCUCAGACAGGCCAGGCCACGCCCCCAGCAGCCCAGGCCACGUCGCAGAAGCAGGCCACACCAGCGCAGUACGUCACCGCGGAGAUCCAGGGCUCCGGCACUGCCUCCAGCAACGGGCAAAGCACGCCGCAGUACAUCGUGGUCACCGUCACUGAGGGCUCCUUGCACUCCAGCGACUCGGUGUCUGACUCCAGCCCUCCCCCGCCCGCGGUGCAGACGGCCGUGCCCACGCAGGUGGUGCAGCAGAGACUCUGUAUCAGGGAGAGGGAGGAGCAGGUAGAAGCAGGCCAGAUGAAAGGAUCGGUCACAGGGGGGCGCAUCUCCAGCGAGGAGCCGCCGUGGGCCGCUGGCGUCCCACUCUGCUGCACCGUGGGUCACCCCCCCCUUUCUAGCUCGCCUUCCCCCAGGCCCACUCCCUCCCGCUGCCCUUUGUGGAUGUUCACCACUGCCCCCCAGUGGUCUUGUCAGCUAUGGAUGCUGCGUGAGCUGACUGCCAUGCACAGAGUAGAGAGGGCAGGCAGGAAGCAGGUACAGAUAGACAGGGUGCAGCAGUUGCAGUCAGUGCCAGUCCAGCAUGUGUACUCCAGCCAGGUUCAGUACGUGGAUGGCGGAGAGACCAGCUACACCACCAGCACCAUACGGUCCAGCAGCUACACCUACACGGACACCCCUCUCUACACCCAGACUGGCCCCUCCUCUUACUACGAGGCUCCACCCGCCUCGGGGGCUCAGGUGGCGGCACCAGCCACGUCACAGGCCGUACCCGUGACAGCAGGGGGCGCUGCCGUGUCCAUGUUUGUGGCCAACACCACCUCGGGUACGGCCACCGCAGGCACCGUGGCCGUGGUGGCAGGAAGCACCCCCGGUGGGGCAGCGGCAGCCGCUGGGGCUGGGGGCGGGACCACAGCAGCGGGGGCGGGGGGAACCGGCGGCGGCAGCAACGGCGGCAGCGGAAGCAGCUACGUCAUCCAAGGAGGGUACAUGCUGAGCGGGGCCGCCGGAAACCAGAACUACUCACACAGCAUCCGGGCGUCACCAGCCACGGUCAGUACGGAGGACCGCGCUGACCGCUCGCUCUGCGUGCAGUGGCUGCUGGAUAACUACGAGACGGCGGAGGGCGUGAGCCUGCCGCGCUCCACCCUCUACUGCCACUACCUGCUGCACUGCCAGGAGCAGAAGCAGGAGCCGGUGAACGCCGCCUCCUUCGGGAAACUCAUCCGCUCCGUCUUCAUGGGGCUGCGCACGCGGCGGCUGGGCACUCGGGGCAACUCCAAGUACCACUACUACGGGCUGAGGAUCAAGGGCAGCUCCUCCCUGCUGCGGCUGAUGGAGGACCAGCAGCACCUGGCCAUGAGGCAGCAGCCUUUCUCCCAGAAGCAGAGGUUAAAGCCAGUGCAGAAAGUUGAAGGCAUGACGAACGGAAUGGGCCAAGGGGUGGGGCAGCAGCAGGGGGCGGGGCUUUCUGACAUCAGCGCCCAGGUGCAGCAGUACCAGCAGUUUCUUGACGCAUCCCGCUCUCUGCCCGAGUUCUCGGAGAUAGACCUGCAGGGCAAGGCCCUACCCGAAGGGAUCAUGUUGGAGCACAUCAGGAGCUUCCAGCUGCUGUAUCGUGAGCAUUGCGAGGCCAUCCUGGAUGUGAUGAUCAACCUACAGUUCACCCUGGUGGAGACCCUGUGGAAGACCUUCUGGAGGUUCAGUGAGAAUCCGGCUGGUGACGUGGACCCACUCAGCGUCCACGAUGAAUCGGAGAAGCGGCUACCCAAAUCGUGUCUGGUGCUGUUGUGCAAGUACGAGCCGGUAGUGCGCUGGAGCCGCCAGUGUGACAACACACUUUACCAGAGCCUGGUGGAGAUCCUCAUCCCUGAUGUACUGCGGCCCAUCCCCAGUGCCUUAACACAAGCCAUCCGCAACUUUGCCAAGAGCCUGGAGAGCUGGUUGACCAAUGCCAUGAUGAACAUACCUGAGGAGAUGGUUCGCAUCAAGGUGACGUCUGCCAGUGCAUUUGCGCAGACCCUGCGCCGGUAUACGUCCCUCAAUCACCUGGCCCAGGCAGCACGGGCAGUCCUGCAGAACACGGCGCAGAUCAACCAGAUGCUGAGUGACUUGAACCGUGUGGACUUCGCCAAUGUGCAGGAGCAGGCCUCGUGGGUGUGCCGUUGUGAGGACCGGCUGGUCCAGCAACUGGAGCAGGACUUCAAGCUCACGCUGCAGCAGCAGAACUCGCUGGAGCAGUGGGCAGCCUGGCUGGAUGGGGUUGUCUCCCAGGUCCUAAAGCCCUACCAGGCCAGCGCCACCUUUCCCAAGGCGGCCAAACUCUUCCUGCUCAAGUGGUCCUUCUACAGUUCCAUGGUGAUCCGCGACCUGACCCUGCGCAGCGCCGCCAGCUUCGGCUCCUUCCACCUGAUCCGGCUGCUGUAUGACGAGUACAUGUACUACCUGAUAGAGCAGCGGGUGGCCCAGGCCAAGGGCGAGACGCCCAUCGCCGUCAUGGGGGAGUUUGCCAGUCUGGGCAGAAGCCUGAACACACUGGAUCCUGAUAAAGAGGAGGAAGAGGAUGAGGAAGAGGAUAGUGAUGAUGAGUGCCAGGAACUGACCCUCCCCGCUGACUCCUCUGGUCUGGGGGAGGAAUCGCUGGAGCCGCCCGCCAAGCUGGCCAGAACCGACCCGAGGGGGCUCUUCAGUACCAGCCACACGGACAACUGAUACACGGAGAGAGAGAGCGUGCGGGAGAGUGAGGUGCAUUCACACACAGACACACACACACACAGACACACACACCUGAACUGAGAUUAGUGUGUCGCGCCGGAGCCCUGCCCCAAGACGCCUGACGGAGCGAGCUGUAGGGCAAAGGGUAACCUUUCCGAAGCACUGCCUGUAGGAGGGGCCUCUCCUGUCAAUCAAAGCUCUCCUUGUGUCUGUUGGUGGAUUUUCUGUUUCUGAGCUGCCUGUGGGAAGGACUUCACCUGUCAAUCAAAGCCAUCCUGUUGUCUAUUGGUGGUUUGGGAUUUCCGUUCUGCCCACAGGAUGGAAGGGGCCUCUCUCCUCAGAGUUGUCCUGGUGUUUGUUGGUGGUUUUGGAGCGUCUGUGCUGUGCUUGUCCAUGUAAAGGCAUGUGCGUGUACCCCCCGGAGCUGUAUCAGUAAUGGUAUGUUCCAGGUGCUGCUACUAUUACUUUUUAAACCUUUAUCCAUGUACAAUAAAAAAUUUCUGGUGAGGUCCGGGGGGUGAUGGCAGCCUGUCUGCAGGGGCGUCCGUAGCUCUGUAAGGAUGUGUGACCCCACCUGCUUAUUUUUACAAAUGCCCCCCAUCCCUGAACAGCCUCACAGGGGCCCGAGUGACCUCACUCACCCUGUCCAAACAUCUCAAAGCAGACUGAUCCACCUAUUGUCAUUUCAUUUGUUUUCUGUGCCAAUCCGCUGCUCCCCAAGUCACACUUUAAUAAAAUGAAAGGUGUGUAGGUGGUGCGUGUGCUCUGAGGGCGUGGAGAGUGGGCGGGGCCGGUCACUUCACUAGAUGCCCUCUUCACCCGCUUCCUGUCGGUCUCAUUUCCAUGUCUUUUGCAUGAGUCACUUCCUCUCCUUGACUUCCUUCAUGCCGUCGGCCUGUUCACAGACACCGAGCCGCCAGCGCCUCUAGUUUAACGGGUCACUGUCCCAGCCGCCUGUGCUGGUCUCCUGGUGUUCCCUAAUGCUUCCUGACCAAUUAUAUUUAAGUUUGUUCUGUGAACCUGACCCACCAGCUGCUGGGAAGGUUCCGGUGUGCAAGCCAACAAAUUAACCGCAAAAGGCUAAUAAAUAUCCGAUCUAACAAAUU
Molecule: messenger RNA, 4108 nt
Organism: Paramormyrops kingsleyae
Lineage: Eukaryota; Metazoa; Chordata; Actinopteri; Osteoglossiformes; Mormyridae
Source: RefSeq, a predicted model, not a curated record